AUGGCAGCAACAUUGGCCGAUUUCAAAGGGUGGCAAAUAAUGGUUAUGGAUGAGAAUGGACGACCGGUGAGCGAGGGAGGCCGAAGAAGGAGAAGGCGAAGGGAAGGUAGUGGGAAGGAGAUAGUGAGUUUACAGCGAAAGAGUGAUGGACUUAUUUUGACGUCUGGUGAUUCAAUUGUUUGCCGGGACCAGCAGACGAAUUCGCUGUCAAUUUAUAUGAUUCACGAGAUACGGCUGAAUACGGCGAGUAACUAUGUUGAAUUGUGGUGUUUGGCAUAUUUAUGUUGGUACGAAAUUAAUGCAGAGGAGUACUAUGCACAGUUUUUGCCGGAAGCGCUAGAGUCAUGUCCACAGUUCAAGACGGAGGUAGAACGGGCGGAGUAUUUUCAUGAGAAGUUUCAGCUAGAAUGUAAUCGUUCCGAGCUUUAUUUGACGGCCGAGGUGUCUGAGAUAUAUCUAAAAGACCUUGUUUCUCCGGCUGAGAUAUAUACACCAGGGAAUUAUCCUUCGGAGAUGGGCACUCAGGAGAAUCAGACACAUAUGUUUGUCGUGAGUAGUGCCUGUGAGCCCGAUGGGAACAAGUUUGUUCCAAUUGACAUCCGUGAAGUUGAGGAAAAGGUGCGCAAGUGGGACCCUGAAUCCAGUAAGAAGUAUUUGAAGGAAUUAACGGCUAAUAUUGGUGGUAAUUUAAAAAAGAGGACGACACCGUUUACAGGUCCAAAAAAGAAAAGUGGCAAGCCCAAGAAAGGGCCUGCAACCCUUAAGCGUGUUGUUGUGAAAAACGAAUCUGCGAGUAGCGUGUCUAACGAAGAACAGCCAAGUUUCAAGGAGAGUGGGCUAAACGUUGUACCUAAACAGGAGCCUGUCUUGGAAAUUGUAUUAAAGCCUACCAAGUCGAACAAAGAAACCGUUAGUGGCAGAGCAGACUCCAAAUUAGUUGAGAAACCGAACCAGAAUUCUGGAAAUCCUUUGAAAUCUAAAGAUAAAAGGUGGACUAAAGCGUCAGAUGGUUUGGAUAAAGAAAAUGGCCUGCCAAGUAAGAACAUAGGAAAAUCGGUUGACGAAUUUGCUCCUUCUAAAAGGCCCAACAACAAGAAAGCUCCGGUCACUAGGACCAGAACUACAGAAAAGACAGCAGCUAGAGGUUACAAAGGAAAUGUAACACACUCUGGUGAUGAUGAAUACGACUGGGAUUCUACUUCUGAUUCAUCAAGUCCUGGUUUAACUGAUGAAGAGUUUUUAAUAAAAGCUCGUGACGCUGAAUCCGAAAAUUAUGAGAUAUCAUCAGCAGACGAACUCGCUCUAACUAAUGAAGAAAAUAUAGACUUUGAAAGACUGGAAAGAAGUAUGGAAAAUGAAACUGAAUAUCAAAAUAGCACGUUUCCAAAACGUUCCAGAAGAACCAAUACGGAAGUGGGCCAUAGGAAACGUAAGCUUUCAAGUUCUCCGACAAAGGAAGUGGUGCCGUCUACGCCAAAGAAAUCAGCUAUAAAGAAGAAUGUUGCUCGUGCCAAAAAGGCAUAUACACCGUUUUCCAAGCUUUAUAGGAGACCCCAAGACAUUCCAGAUUUAAACAAAAAUGGGGAGUUUUAUCGAGAAUCACACGAUUGGGAUAUUUCUGCAUUGGAAAAUCAGUUUCGGUCUCCUACAAAGAAUAAAACUGUUGAAACUAUAUUUUCCAAGGUUAAAAGGCAGUUAAAUUCGACUCACGGGAAAGAGGAGAUUGUCAAAGCAUCUAAUUUUGAAGACUACCUUCCAGCUCGUGAGAAUGAAUUUGCUACAAUUUAUCUAAGCAUGUACAGUGCCAUUGAAGCCGGUACAGGGACGAGUAUUUACAUUGCCGGUACCCCGGGUGUGGGGAAAACAUUAACAGUUAGAGAGGUGGUUAAAGAAUUACUAAUAUCUGCUGAUAGGAAAGAGUUGCCGCAAUUCCAAUACAUAGAAAUAAAUGGGCUAAAGAUGGUUAAGCCAACAGACAGUUACGAGGUAUUAUGGAAAAAAAUAUCUGGCAGUACUUUGACAUCUGGUGCCGCUAUGGAAUCUCUGGAAUAUUAUUUUAAAGAAAUUCCACAAUCAAAGAAACGUCCUGUAGUUGUACUACUUGAUGAAUUAGAUGCUUUGGUCACAAAAACUCAAGAUGUAAUGUAUAAUUUCUUUAAUUGGACUACCUAUGAGAAUUCUAAAUUCGUCGUUGUUGCCGUGGCUAAUACAAUGGAUCUACCUGAACGUCAGCUUGGUAACAAAGUAUCUUCGAGAAUAGGAUUUACCAGAAUUAUGUUUACAGGGUAUACACACGAUGAGCUAAAAACUAUCAUUAAUUUAAGACUGAUGGGAUUAAACGAUAGUUACUUUUAUGUGGAUCCAACUAGUGGAAGUUCUUAUUUAUGCCAAGAUGGAAAUAUGGAUGAGCUGCCCAAGGAUAUUUCAAAGUUACAAAGAGUUAGGUUAAAGAUUAGUGAGGAUGCUGUGGAAAUUGCCUCAAGAAAGAUCGCCAGUGUAAGUGGUGACGCGAGGAGAGCACUUAAAGUUUGCAAACGUGCUGUUGAAAUUGCCGAACAUGAAUACAUGCAAAAUCAUGGAUAUGGGUAUGACGGAAAGUUAAUCAAGGAUAGAAAGAAAAGUACGAAACAAAAAGAUGGGUCAAAAGAGGAACUUCAAAAGGUGGAAAUUUACCAUAUCACUAAAGCUCUUCACGACGCGAUCAACUCCCCAACAGAUACAUUCAUGAGUAAGUUAUCUUUCACUAGUAAAUUGUUUCUUUAUUCACUAGUCAACCUAAUAAGGAAGUCAGGCAGCCAAGAACAGACUUUAGGUGAUAUUAUAGAUGAGAUACGACUGUUGUUAGAGGUCAAUGGAAAGAAUAAGUAUAUUUUAGAAAUGAAACGUGUGCUAUUCUUAAGCAAUGGCGCUGAAGAAGAUGAAGAAGAGCAAUUACGGAUCAUUUCCUGGGACUAUGUCAUCAACCAAUUAGUAGAAACUAGUCUGAUAAUCAAGCAAAACUUGAAAAAUGAACGCAUGUGCGCUAUCAAAUUAAACAUAUCCUUUGAGGAGGUUUGCAAGAACAUUAUGGAAGAUGAGAUGUUAAAAACACUUUAA
This is a messenger RNA of Eremothecium cymbalariae DBVPG#7215, 3096 nucleotides long. RefSeq names its product origin recognition complex subunit 1 (gene ORC1). Lineage: Eukaryota; Fungi; Ascomycota; Saccharomycetes; Saccharomycetales; Saccharomycetaceae. The coding region runs from base 1 to 3096 and encodes 1031 amino acids. The record is from RefSeq and is a predicted model, not a curated record. The transcript has a single exon. Gene Ontology annotation, biological process: mitotic DNA replication checkpoint signaling; DNA replication initiation. Gene Ontology annotation, cellular component: nuclear origin of replication recognition complex. Gene Ontology annotation, molecular function: ATP binding; DNA replication origin binding; chromatin binding.